AAAACUGCCAACAAAAACAGAAGAGAUGCAAAUGAGAUGCGAAGCAAUUGAAAAGUGGGAUUACCUAGGAGUGAAAAAAAACAUCUGAAGUUAUGAUUUGUUGGGAGGAAUGAAAGACAGAUUCAUGUUGUAGCUGGGUACAGUGAAGCCGUUGUGAAUCAAAACCAGUCCGAAUUUUGAAGUUUUAAAUUAAUUUUAUUGUUCUUCAAACCCUAGUAAGAAGAAAUCUUUCCGUGCAAGCAAUGAGCCGGAUGUAAGGAAAUCUGUAUAUAAUUGUUGGGUUUGCACUGAUCUUUAUCUGAUGUAGUUGAGUGUAUUGAAAUCAAUUUGAGAGUGCGAUCACGGGAACUGCGGAGAGCAGGACAGAAAUUAAGCAGUGAAGGUUUUUUUGGGUUUGUAAUCUCGAUGCGGAGUCGUUAUGGGAGGUUGUGUGUUUAAUCCGGGUAGAAUUAUCAGAGAUUCAUUUUGGUGCAAACAGGGAAGAAUGGUUAUUUAUGUUCUUUAUUGUCAGGGACGCAGUGGAUACAAUAUAAUUUGAGGUUAGCGUAUAUGCUAGGGUUGUUUUUCAAAACCCUGAGAUUAGUUAAAAGAAAGAAUUUUUGACAAGUGCGUGGUAUAUAUAGUAGAUAGUGUGUAGUGAAAUGCUUUAAUUACAAUGAUUCCUUGAGCUGCUGUAAAGUUUUCUUUUGGGUAAGCUCCGGAGUCAAAUCCGAGUAGGAAUUGUUAGAUUUUUGUGGCGAAAGUGAAACCCUGGAUUGAAUCCGAGCAGGAACUGUGAGAUUUUUUGGGUGUUUAGUAUAUACAGGAGAAAAUUGGCUAUGAUGAGUAGAUAUUGAGCGCUUGAUUUGGUGAAAUUUUGUGCGCUCUUUGUUGCCAAGGAGGUAGUGGCCUCUUAUAUUAUUUCUUGAAUGGAGACAGUGAGAAGUGAUUAGCACAUCAUGCCGGGGAGGGAAAAGAACAGGUGGAGUAGAAAUUUUCAUGGAAAAUUUAGAAAGCACUACGCUGUUGGACUUUGUUGAGAGAGUGAGGGCAUGGAUACCGCGGAGGGCCGAUCCAUCUAAGAUCUCGAGGGACUUUUGGAUGCCCGAUCACAGCUGUAGGGUUUGCUACGAAUGUGAUUCGCAGUUCACAAUAUUUAAUCGCCGCCACCACUGCCGAAUUUGUGGCCGUGUGUUUUGCAGGAAGUGCACACAGAACACAAUUCCUGUGCCAUCGGAUGGGCGUAGUAGUGGAGAAGAAGGGGAGAGAAUUCGAGUUUGCAAUUUCUGUUUCAAGAUUUGCACCCGGGAGAUAAUAACAUCGUCGUCAUCAUCAUCAUCGGCAUCACCGUCUCAGUGGAAUGGUAAUGGUAAUGGUGACGAAACACAAUUGGCAAACAGCCCGUCAUCGCAUUCAGGAACGAGUGGCAAUUCUAGCAGUCAUAGUGGUAACAGCUUUACAACAAAUAUUGCUUCUACCAUGCCAUAUCCAACUGGGCCUUAUCAGCAUAUUUCCAGCCCUCGUGUUAAGGCACAUCAAAUGGAGGAUGCUUUGCUGGAAAGAGAGCAGGGUGUUCCUCACCUACAAAGCAAUGGCAGAGUUGUAUCAUCCAUUGAAGGAGGAGCCUCCUCUCCAAGCAGGAGUGAUGACGAACGCGAUGAAUAUGGUAAAGACUUAGAAGACACCCAACAAAGUGUCUUAAAAGAUUCACAGGAAUAUUUUGGAAACCAUGGUAGUAUAGAUCUUGAUCGUGGAUACAUUUUACAUGAUAUUCAUGCGGAUGAUAGUUUGAGCCUCCAGAAUUCUAUGGAACAUUCAGUCUACCACAAAGGUUUAAACCAAAAUGAAAAUUAUGGCAAAAACCUAUCUGAGAAAAUUCCAAGCUUUCAGUCUGAUACACUUGUGGAACGCCAAAUGUCUGGUAGAUCUGAAAGGUCAGGAGAAGAGUCAGAGGAUACUGAGAAUGUUAAUGAUUGCAAUGAUGAUUCGGCUAUGUUUCAGAGCCAAAGCCCAGAAAUAGAACAACCUUUUGAUUUUGAGAAUAAUGGUGCAAUAUGGAUGCCACCUGAACCAGUAGAUGCUGAGGAUGAAAUAGAAAGCAGUAUGCUUGAUGAUGAUGAUGACGAUGAUGAAGGAGGUUGGGGUUUGCCACGUUCAUCAGGUAGUUUUAGCAGCAAUGAAUAUAAGAGCAAGGACAGGUCAAUUGAGGAACACAGGGAUGCUCUGAGAUCAGUAGUGGAUGGGCAUUUCAGAGCACUUGUUGCACAACUGCUAAAAGGAGAGGAGGUGUUUGUAGGUGAGGAGAAUGAUUCUGAAAGUUGGCUUGAAAUAGUCACUUCACUAUCAUGGCAAGCGGCAACUUUUGUCAAGCCAGAUACAAGCAAAGGAGGAGGAAUGGAUCCUGGUCUCUAUGUGAAGGUCAAAUGCGUAGCUUCUGGGCGUCGUAGUGAAAGCAAGGUCGUUAAGGGAGUCGUCUGUUCAAAGAAUGUAAAGCAUAAGCGUAUGACACAAAGGUACAAAAAUCCUAGGUUGCUGCUCUUGGCAGGAGCACUUGAAUAUCAACGCAUUUCAAACCAGCUGUCAUCUCUUGAUACUCUGCUGCAGCAGGAGAUGGACCAUCUUAAGAUGACUGUGUCAAGGAUAGAGGCACACCAUCCUAAUGUGCUACUGGUAGAGAAAACAGUUUCUCAUCAUGCACAAGAAUAUCUCUUGACAAGGGAAAUAUCUUUGGUAUUGAAUGUCAAGAAGCCACUUUUGGAGCGUAUAGCCCGCUGUACUGGUGCACAAAUUGUCCCUUCUCUUGACAAUCUUGCUGCACCUAAAGUGGGACACUGUGAACUAUUUCAUGUAGAGAAAUUUUUAGAGGAGCAUGAAAGUGCAGGCCAAGUGGGAAGGAGACAAACAAAAACUUUGAUGUUCUUUGAGGGUUGUCCAAAACGUUUGGGAUGCACGGUUUUACUCAUGGGUUCCAAUCGUGAUGAAUUGAAGAAAAUCAAGCAUGUUCUUCAGUAUACAGUCUUUGCUGCUUAUCAUUUAGCCCUCGAGACCUCAUUCCUUGCAGAUGAAGGUGCUACCUUGCCAGAGCUUCCUCUGAAAUCUCCAAUAACAGUUGCCUUGCCAGACAAACAAUCUAGUUUAGAUAGGUCUAUUUCUACAAUCCCUGGAUUCACUGUUCCUGUUCCAGAGCAAAUUUUUUCAGGAGAAUUACAAACCUUUAAAGUAGACAAUUCAAUGCCAAAUCCCUCCUUGUUGGCUGCUAAAUCUCCAAUUCUUGAUAAUGAAGGAAAUGGUUCAUCUGGGUCUUUGUCACAAUUGACCGAUAAAUCGAGUUCCCUUUCUAAUGGUCCCGUUGAAACAAGAAUUGGUUUUAGGACAUCUUCAGAAUCUGCAUAUGAUGAAAGUACUAGGGAAAAGCAAGAUGUAUUCCCAAUAGGUCAGUGGCAUCCUCUUCUAUCUGCUCCUUUAGGUAGUGUAUCUGCUCUGUCAGCAUCGCUAAGGGCAGGCUUGGAUGAAAUGGGGGCUCCAGUAGACUCAGAUGCAUUUGAAAAAAUCACCUCAGAUUUUGAAAUUAAGGAGGCAAAGUUUUCAAAUACAGUGAAUGGUUUUGUGACUUCUGUUGCUUCCAGAGCUUGUCUUGCUUUUCAAAUGACUGCAGAGGAACCAUCUUUGGAACUGCUGAAGGAGAAUCAAGAAAUUGUGGAGAAUGAAAUGAAUUCCAAGAAAUUUGAUAAGCAAAAUGCAGGAUAUAGGAAUCAAGAACAAGUUCUCUCAAAAGAAGAUUUUCCACCUUCCCCAUCUGAUCAUCAAAGUAUAUUGGUUUUGUUAUCAAGUCGUUGUGUGUUGAAGGGGACAGUGUGUGAGCGAUCUCAACUUUUUCGCAUUAAGUAUUAUGGCAGUUUUGACAAACCUCUUGGAAGGUACCUUCGGGAUGAUUUAUUUGGUCAGGAACCUCGUCGUUGCUGUGGUGAACCAUCAGAGGCACAUGUCCUUUGCUAUACACACCGUCAGGGUAGCCUCACAAUAUCUGUGAAGCGUGUGCCUCUACUGUUGACAUUGCCUGGUGAACGUGAAGGAAAAAUAUGGAUGUGGCAUCGUUGUCUCAAAUGUGCACGUAAAGAUGGAGUUCCAGAAGCCACCCGAAGAGUAGUAAUGUCUGAUGCUGCAUGGGGAUUAUCCUUUGGAAAAUUCUUAGAGCUCAGUUUCUCCAAUCAUGCAGCAGCAAGUAGAGUUGCCAGCUGUGGUCAUUCUUUACAUAGAGACUGCCUGCGCUUUUAUGGGUUUGGAAGUAUGAUAGCAUGCUUCCGAUAUUCUUCCAUCAAUGUUCUAUCGGUGUAUUUACCACCUUCAAAGUUAGAAUUCAAUGACCCCAAUCAACAAGAAUGGCUUAGGAAAGAAGCUAAGGAGGUUGCAGAUAAAGUGGAAUUGUUUUAUGCAGAAGUCUUUGACUUUCUCCGUGAGAUGGGGCAAAAAAUUGCCAGUUCUGGAUCAUUGUAUACAAAAGUUUCAGAAUCAAGAAGACAAAUUGCAGAACUGGAAGAACUGUUGCAGAUGCAAAAAGCUGCUAUUGAGGAAAUAUUGCAAAGGGCCAUCCCAAGUGAUUGGCAGCAAGGGAAACCCGUUGCUGAUGUUUUAGAGCUAAAUCGUCUAAGGCGGUAUCUUCUUUGUCUAUCCUAUUCAUGGGAUCGCCAGCUUAGGGAUUUAGAUUCAUCACUUACAACAAAAGAUGUCAGGAUAGAAUCUAAUCCCCCUGAGAAUGUUAGGACUCCUCAUUUAAAAGACAGCUCCAGCUUAAAAGAGCUUGUAGAACUCCAGAUCACAUCUAAAGGGAACUGCAAUACUGGUGGCCUUGGCUGUCCAGGGAUUGAGGAAUUUGACUCUAAAUUUGACGGAAAUAACCCGGACAAAGCUGACAUGUCUGGGAAUCUGCAUAGUACAGUUAUUCAGUCUGGUGAUGGAAAUGCUAUAUGUGAUGGAUUGGUGCAACCUGCCUUGGCAAAUGAUUUCCACAAACCCUUUGAUAACAAAUUAAAGGAAUCUUGCAGCAUGAAUGGAAAAUUAGAUGAUGGUGUCAAAACUUUUGAAGUGGCAGUGAACAGAGUGACCCCUAAUGUGGAUGAUAUGGAAUGUUCAGAUCAUUGCACAAGAGAUUUGUCUGCUAUAACUGAGGGUAUGCUUGAUAAUUUAGAUGUAGAGAAUGGUGAAUGUUGUACUCAUGCCAGAGUUUCUGAAAAGAUGUCUGUUGAAACAGUUGCUAGUAAAUACAGCCAAGGUGAUUCAGAGGGUGAUCAUGGAAUGCAUACAGUGCCUGUAGAGGGACAUUUUCGGGUCUUGGCUGAUCUUUCUGAUACAUUAGAUGCAGCAUGGACAGGUGAGGGUCAGUCGGCAAGUGUUCAAGCCAUGCUUGCGACAUCACAGGUGCUAGAUAUCUCUCCUGUGAAUGGGACUGUCGUUGCAUGUGGAGGUGAGCCUGCUGCUAGAAAAGAUUUCCAACCCUUCCAACAAACUGUGGCAGGGGGAAAGACUACAUGUGACUCUAUCUUAAAUGGUCAAGAUAAAGGUGGAAUGGAGGUGUCUGACACAAGCACACCUACCUCACCAGUCAAAUUAUGCAAUCAGUCUGAAGAUUUCGGAAGCUGGAUUGGAGCUCCUUUGUCAAAUUUAUCAAAAAGGCACAGCAGAAGUUUUAAGGGAACUGUGUUAGGGUCAAUUAGACUAGAUUCUCUCAUUGGCUACAGUCCUAAAUUUGUAUCCUUGUUUAGUAAUCUGGGUAGUAAUGGAGGAAGGCUAGUUCUACCAUCUGGUGUCAAUAACACAGUUAUUGCUGUUUAUGAUGAUGAGCCUACAAGCAUAAUAUCAUAUGCACUGUCAUCACAUGAAUAUCAGGCCUCCCUAUAUGACAAUGGACCUGAUAAUGAGAAACAAAAAGAGAAAGAUAGAGAUAAGGAGAAGGAAUAUGCAGAAUCAUUAGGCAUGCCGAUAGGCAUCUCAUAUCCUAUUUCUUCCUCAGAUAGCUCCUCAGACUUAGUUGACUUUCUUUCGAAAGAGAGAGGUUCUGGAUCGGAGGAUAUGUACUCAUAUAGUUUGAAAGGCAGUAAUAGUGGGAUUUCAGACUUAUCAAGGCCAGUGCAUGUAAAAGUAUCAUUUACUGAUGAGGGUCUUCCUGGAAAAACCAAGUACACGGUAACAUGUUACUUUGCAAGAGAGUUUGAUGCCCUUAGAAGAAAGUGUUGUCCAACAGAAACAGACUUUAGACUGUCACUAAGUCGCUGCAAGAAAUGGGGAGCACAAGGUGGUAAGAGUAAUGUGUUUUUUGCAAAAUCUUUAGAUGAUAGAUUUGUUAUCAAGCAAGUAACAAGGACAGAAUUGGAUUCCUUCAUCAAGUUUGCACCGGAAUAUUUCAAAUAUCUCACAGACUCAUUAAGUUCUGGAAGCCCUACAUGUUUGGCAAAGAUCCUUGGUAUUUAUCAGGUCAUCAUGAAGCAUGCAAAAGGUGGCAGAGAGAUUAGGAUGGAUCUGAUGGUAAUGGAGAAUCUCUUGUUUCGAAGGAAUGUCACACGAGUGUAUGAUCUCAAAGGCUCUGGUCGCUCCCGUUACAAUUCAGAUUCAACAGGAAGCAAUAAAGUUCUUUUGGACCAAAACCUUUUAGAGGCUAUGCCAACGGCUCCAAUAUUUCUCGGUAAUAAAGCCAAGCGCCUUCUGGAGAGAGCUGUCUGGAAUGAUACUUCAUUUCUAGCGUCAAUUGAUGUUAUGGAUUAUUCACUGCUUGUUGGAGUUGAUGAAGAUCGAUGUGAGCUGGUUUUAGGUAUUAUUGAUUUUAUGAGGCAAUAUACGUGGGACAAACACUUGGAGACAUGGGUAAAAGCCUCUGGUAUUCUUGGUGGUCCUAAAAACACAUCACCUACAGUUAUUUCUCCAAAGCAAUACAAGAAGCGCUUCCGCAAGGCAAUGUCACAUUAUUUUCUGAUGGUCCCUGAUCAGUGGUAUCCUCCAGCUUUCAUCCCCUCUCCUUCGCAUACUGAUGUAACUGAAAGUGGUUCUUCAUUUUUGACAAGAGAUGAUGGAGGAGACCAACUUGUCUAGUAUAUUUUAUCAGGCAGUCAUCAUGCAGGGCUACACGGCCAGCACAAUGACCUUGCUCAUCUUUGUACAUUGAAAAAAUCCCCUUGAAAAGCUAAUGGGAAUCAUAGAAGCUUUUUAUCUAUCCCUAGGAUUUGUCCCAAUUUUUUGAUUUCAUUUGCAAUGUCUUUGUACCAUUAAUUUUCAGAUUGUCAUUAAGUUGUAGGGCUGUCGAUAUAUUAGGCCAUUGAAAAUUGUGUAGAUGAUUACAAUGUAUUAUUUGGAGCUCUGUUUUUUUUU
Messenger RNA from Cryptomeria japonica (Japanese cedar), 7335 nucleotides. RefSeq names its product 1-phosphatidylinositol-3-phosphate 5-kinase FAB1B. Gene Ontology annotation, cellular component: endosome membrane. Gene Ontology annotation, biological process: phosphatidylinositol phosphate biosynthetic process. Bases 979 to 7059 code for a protein of 2026 amino acids. The record is from RefSeq and is a predicted model, not a curated record. The transcript is spliced from 11 exons. Lineage: Eukaryota; Viridiplantae; Streptophyta; Pinopsida; Cupressales; Cupressaceae. Gene Ontology annotation, molecular function: metal ion binding; 1-phosphatidylinositol-3-phosphate 5-kinase activity; ATP binding.